CUGCGUGGGGCAUUGUAGUGCUAACGUUUAGCCGUCCUUAAGUUUUUCAGUUUUAUGUUUAAAAAAAAAAAAAGCGCCACCCAUUCGUUUUGUUUCAGCUCGUAUCUCAGUUUUAAUGUAGCAUGCCUUCUUGAUAUCGGGUCUAGAAUUCACUGGUUUCUCAGCAGCAUUUUUGCAGCUCGUUGUGGUAAGGCGCCACAAAGUCGUCCAGCAGGCAGAAGAAGAACCGUGGACCUGUCCACAGAACAAUGUUUGGCAGCGUUUCUGUAAAUAUAAACUAGCGUUCAGCUUGAGUAGAUUUGGAACUUGUUUAUCCUGUUUUUCAAAAUUAAAAGGAAAAUGUCUGACAGACAGCAUUGCUCGUGCUGCUCUCAUCCCGUCUCCUCCACUGGUGUUUACCAGACGCUGAAUGAAAUGGAUUUUGAACGAGGUUUGCAUUCAGAUAUCAGGUAUCUGGUCUGCUGCAAUGGAUGGAGACUUGGAGAGGGUCAAGUCCUUAGUGCAGAAGGGGACAGACCCUAAUUUGAGAGACUCAGCUGGAUACACAGCUCUGCACUACGGAAGUCGCAGUGGUCAUCUUGUUGUCUGCAAGUUUCUUCUCGAGAACGGUGCCUGCGCGUCUCCGCAGACACCAGGCGGUGCCACGCCGCUCCAUCGAUCAGCUUACUGCGGUCACCUGAAUGUGGUGAGAGUCCUCCUGCAACACAGAGCAGAUCCAACACUCUGUGACGAUGACGGCGCAUCCCCUUUACAUAAGGCUGCAGAACGGGGUCAUGGAGAGGUCUGUCAGCUGCUUGUUGAGCAGUGCCCAGCACUCCGCAGCCAGAUGAACAAGAGGCUCCAGCUACCCUACCAGCUGGCACAGCAGGGAGACCUGCAGGAGCUCUUAAAACCACCCUGUUGAUGGCAGAUGCACUGCAUCUGGGCCAUGCUGUGCUGCUAAAACCACACAAAUGAUUUCUCACAUUUUCCUUAGCAAGCAUCAGGACUCAUGUUGGGAAGAGGGGCUGUGGUAUAAAGUUGAGAACCCAGAGCUGGUGAGGAAACGGAUGCUGCUAAUGGGAAGUGGCAAGAAUCAAGCGAAUACGCCUACCUUAUCAGCUGAAGUGCUGUUGGUGGCUGAAUGUUCAGAUCACUGAUGGUGCAUUAUAAGCUUUAAAGUGCAUUUGUGGAAUUAAAUUUACAUACUGACUUCUACGUUUGGUACAAGAAGAGAGCAGGCACCCAAUUGAGUGACAGAAAGACGAGGACAACAAGCCAGUUCAGAGGGCUUCUAAGAAUUUCUCUUUAAAGUUAGAAUGAAAGAGCGGAAACUUGUGUUAUCAGAAUAAAUUUCAACAACAGUGAUGGCAUAGAACCUCUGCAGGCAGUGCAGCAUUUUAAAAGCUCACAAAGGAUCUUACGAAGCCCACGUGAAUGUUGCAGAAUGGUCACCUAUUGGAGUCACCACAUCAGGAUUUGAACUCACUGCAAUUUUAUUAGUUGUUUCCGCUGAGCAUAUGGUGUGUGUUUGUAUUAAAACCGGAUGCCAACAUCUUGCCUGUUUUCUGUUGCAUUUAUCUAAAAUGAGCUUUGCUGAACUUAAGAACUCUGACAGUAGAGGGAGCUGCGGUCUUAAAAGAAUCGGGCACUUUUGCUGGGCCGCCAUCUGAAUUAGAUGGCAACAAACACAAAGUGACCUCAUUCGAUCCUCCCAGCACACUGCUGGAAAACUAAACACCAUAACUGUGAGAAAGACAAAUCUGUUACAGCUGAUGGUAGGGCAUCUCACAAGUGUCCAGCCAGUUUAUAUUUAUGCAGCCAUACUGAUUAUAUAUUAGUGAACCAAUUGCAACAGGUUCUAAUUUUUUCUUUCUUUUUUGGUGAUUGUAUUUAUUUAUUUUUUUUAAACAUUGGCAUUCUUAGAAAUGAUAAAUGUACUGCUAUUUAUAUCGCACUUUUCUCCUCUGAGUACUCAGUGUUGUUUACAACAAGCUGCGUUCAUACAGCACUUUAUUCUAUGUCUUAAAGUGCUUUCUAACUAUUAUUCACACACUGGAUGCAUCAGGAGCAAUUUAGGUUCAGUAUCUUGCCAAGGACAAUUCCACACAUGGGCUGGAGGUGCUGGGGCUUGAACCACAGUCUCUUCCGACUGACCCACUUGACCUCCUUAGCCAAAGUGGGAUGUUAGCUGCUUCUACUUUACUAGACUGUAUUUGACCACCAAGUAUGUGGAACCUACUGCUUCUGGUGCAAAGCAUUAACACUUUUCUGCACUGAGAUGUUGUUAGUUGAUAGUUUUGGGAUUUCAGAAAUAAAUUAAACCAGAUGAGUGUCUCAUAUUCUUAAAGGGCU
Molecule: messenger RNA, 2334 nt
Organism: Archocentrus centrarchus (flier cichlid)
Lineage: Eukaryota; Metazoa; Chordata; Actinopteri; Cichliformes; Cichlidae
Gene: ankrd39
Product: ankyrin repeat domain 39
Exons: 4
Coding region: 410-904 (164 amino acids)
Biological process (GO): protein K6-linked ubiquitination
Cellular component (GO): BRCA1-A complex; BRCA1-BARD1 complex
Molecular function (GO): ubiquitin-protein transferase activity; protein binding
Source: RefSeq, a predicted model, not a curated record